This is a messenger RNA of Oncorhynchus gorbuscha (pink salmon), 6603 nucleotides long. Its product is annotated as eukaryotic translation initiation factor 4 gamma 1-like. Gene Ontology annotation, cellular component: eukaryotic translation initiation factor 4F complex. Gene Ontology annotation, molecular function: translation initiation factor activity; mRNA binding; protein binding. NCBI's taxonomy places the organism in Eukaryota, Metazoa, Chordata, Actinopteri, Salmoniformes, Salmonidae. The record is from RefSeq and is a predicted model, not a curated record.
AAUGAACUUUAAACUCAGUAGAUCGAUCUGGGGGAUAGAGUUGUCGCUCCUUUUCCAGACUGAUUUUUCCUCUGCUAGCCCAACCAACCCCCACCCCAAAAAGGGAUAGGACACCCCCUUCCUAAAUCUUAGGACGUUAUAAACGUUAGCUUACGAAAUAGAAUUGACGAAGGCAGAAGGAUCCGACAUUUCGAAACGCUUUAUUAGCUAGCCAAUAUCCUUCAACAUUAAACACAUUUAUGGUUGAUCAGAGGACAGACGACCACCACGUUGGCACACCACAUCCUUGCUCCCGUUCCUGGGACUAAACACGGUUCAACGUAUUUCUGUGCAGGUUCGAGUGCACCCAUGCAGAACCACAUGAAAUGAAUAAAGCACCACAGUCUAUAACGCGACCCCACCCUGCCCUCUCCCCUGGACUCCAGCUACCCACCUUCCCUCCUGGACAGCCCCCCUCUGUUGUCUUUGCCACCCCACCUCCACAAAUGAACCCAGCGCCACAGCCCCGACAGUUCGCCCCCGUGCCCCGUGCUUUACACCAACAGCCGUACUACAGCCGUUCCAGUCUGCACAGCAAUGCCCCCAGGGUGCCCCCCAGCAGCACGCCGAGGCCUGUGGCGCCCACUCACGUCUACCAGCCGGGCCAACAGAUGAUGAUGAUCCCCUCACAGCGGAUCCCCUUCCCCAACCAACAAGGCCCCGCCUACUUCAUACCCGGACAGUACCGGUCAACGUACGUGGCCCCCCCCCAGCAGUACCCGGUCCCGCCGGGCACCCCAGGCUUCUACCCAGGCACCAGCCCAGCUGAAUAUGGUACUUAUGCAGGGGCAUACUACCCGGCCCAACAGCAGUACACGUCCUCCUUGCCGGCUGCUCCGGUUAUCAUGAACCCUCCCCCCCAGCAGCAGCAACUACCUCCACAGAAACAGAUCCAGCCCAAAAGGGAGCGCAAACAGAUCACAAUACGAGACCCUAACCAGGGUGGUAGAGACAUCACUGAGGAGAUUAUGUCAGGGGGCACUCGCAGUGGCACCACCCCCACACCCCCACAGGUGAGCGACGACUCUUCAGAGUCAUCUGGAUCAGAGGGCCCAGCUGUUGCCCAGGCCAACGGUGAGAACGUGACACCUGUCAUGGUCAGACCAGAUGACAGAAGGAAACCUGCAGCCACACUCAUCACUGGCCCCCCAGCCCUGUCUAAAACCCCUGAACUUGUCAAGACUGCCCCUACAGAGGUCAAACUCCCAGACACUGACAGUAAAUCCCCUUCCUUACCCCAGGACCUACCCACACCCCCGCGGGUAACUACCACCCUCCACACUACUGCCCCUGGCACCCCACCCUCAACUAGUCCCAUUGCAGACAUGAUGGACGCACCAGCCCCGGCCGCUGCUCCAGCCCUAUCUGCCCCUAAAGUGCCUGCUUACCCUGCACCCCUACCUGAACCCCGCCCCACUCCUGCAGCUGUGGAGCAGCCCUCAGCCACCAAGGAGGCGCGGGAGGAGGUGAAGGAGAAAGAGAUUAAAGAGGUAACGGAGGCUAGAGAAGUGACUACAUCAUCUAAACCUGAGCCUUCCCUUGCUCCAGUGACCAACCCUAGCAGCAGCACUAACAGUGUGUCUGCCACCCAGCCACUCCCAGAGGAGGAGCCAGUAGCCCUGUCCAUUACCAUGCCCUCCCUCCAGGCAGCAGAACCCCUGCUGGAGUCUCCCAUCGCCCAGCAAGAGGAGCUCCGUCUGCCCAACGGCUUGCCGCUCCCCAGCUCCCAGGAACCUGAGAAGGUUUCUGCAGAGUUGUCUGAGUGUGACCUCAGCCCCAUCGCUGAGCCUGAGGUGGCCCCAUUACAGAGGGAGGCACCCACGCAUGUCGCCGCCACGGCAAAGCCCGACCCCGUCGUCCAGGCGGCCGUUGCCCCCGUGGUCCUAGCUGAGACUGCUAUUACUACAGAGGUAACCCCUCGCCAAAUUGAAGACGAGAUGGACUCUCCACCAUCACAGCGCACCAUCCCACCCGGGGAGAAUUCUAUGCAAGCUGCCGUUUCUGUGCCUAAGAAGAAGAGGAAGAUGAAGGAUCUGAACAGGAAGGAGGCUGUUGGAGACCUCCUGGAUGCCUUUAAGGAGGAGCAGGUAGUGCAGAGCCCGCCAGAGCAGGCCACACCCACUUCUGCCUCUGACACAGAGGAGCCCCGCCCAUCCACCACCCCUGCCGUUGCAGAGGUAGGUGAGACGUGGGAGGAGAAGGAGGACAAACUGGAUGCAGAGAACAUUGAACCCAAGCCCGGGGAUCUGAAGUACCAGUACAAAGAGGAACUAUGUAGGCUUAUAGACCCAGAGGAGAAGAAGAGGUAUGACAGGGACUUCCUGCUGGGCUUCCAGUUCAACAGUGCUGCCAUGUCCAAGCCUGAGGGCCUGCCUCAGAUCAAUGAUGUGGUGCUGGACAAGGCGAAUAAGGCCCCUCUCCGCCAGUUGGACCCCAGCCGUUUGCCGGGGAUGAACAUGGGCACUGACUUCACGCCCUCAUUUGCCAACCUGGGCAGGCCUGGAAUGGGGGGAGGAGGUGGACACAGAGGACCACCCUCUGGUAUGGGUGGUGGAGGACCGCGUCGCUCCCAACAGGGUCAGCGUAAGGAGCCCAGGAGGAUCAUCAACAUCUCUUCGUCUCUGACGGACGACGUGAAACUCAACAAGGCUGAGGAUGCCUGGAAGCCCGCUGUCAAGAAAGCUGCCAGUGGGCAAGCGGCUCCUGAGGAGGAGAGCGACAACCCAGAACAGACCAAGACCCAUGAGCUGUUUAAGAGGGUCCGUAGUAUCCUGAACAAGCUGACCCCUCAGAUGUUCCAACAGCUGAUGAAGCAGGUCAAGGAGCUGACCAUCGAUACAGAGGAGAGGCUGAAGGGAGUGAUAGAUCUGAUCUUUGAGAAGGCCAUUUCUGAACCCAACUUCUCCGUGGCCUAUGCCAACAUGUGCCGCUGCCUUAUGGGGCUCAAAGUCCCCACUACAGACAAGCCGGGAGUCACUGUGAAUUUCCGCAAGCUGCUUCUGAACCGUUGUCAGAAGGAGUUUGAGAAGGACAAGGACGAUGAUGUCAUCUUUGAGAAAAAGCAAGAAGAGCUGGACGCUGCAGCCAUGGAGGAGAAGGAUCGCCUGAAGGCGGAGUUGGAGGAGGCCAAAGACAUUGCACGGCGGCGGUCGCUAGGCAACAUAAAGUUCAUCGGUGAGCUGUUCAAGCUCAAGAUGCUGACGGAGGCCAUCAUGCACGACUGCAUCGUCAAGCUGCUGAAGAACCACGAUGAGGAGUCACUAGAGUGCCUCUGUAGACUCUUGUCAACUAUAGGCAAGGACCUGGACUUUGAAAAGGCGAAGCCUCGUAUGGACCAGUACUUCGUCCAGAUGGACAAGAUCAUAAAGGAGAAGAAGACAUCUUCCAGAAUCCGCUUCAUGCUGCAGGACGUACUGGACCUCAGGAGGAAUACGUGGGUCCCCAGGAGAGGAGAUCAGGGCCCCAAGACCAUAGACCAGAUCCACAAGGAGGCAGAGCUGGAGGAGCACAGGGAGGUUCUCAAGGUGCAGCAGCAACUCCUCAACCAGAACACCCGAGGAGGACGUGGUGGUGGAGGAGGUAGAGAUCAGGGGAACCGCGGAGGCCAACACCCCCAGUCGGGCCAGAGGAGUCAGCCCCAGGACGAGGGCUGGAACACCGUUCCCAUCUCAACCAAGAGCAGACCCAUCGACACCAGCCGACUCAGCAAGAUCACUAAGCCUGGGGCUUUGGACUUCAACAACCAGCUGCUGGCGCCCCAGCUCGGGGGUAAGGGCAUGUGGGGCAGUUGGGGCAAGGGCAGCAGUGGUGGCACCACCGGAGCCAAACCCGCCGGGGAAGCCACCCCAGAGUCAGGAGGCCGCCCAGCCACCAGCACCCUUAACAGGUUCUCAGCCCUGCAGCCACAGCAGCCCUCCUCCUCAGGUUCCUCACAGGACUCGGACAGAAGAGUUCCUCUAAGGAACAGCUCGAGCCGGGACCGUGGCAGUGACAAAUUUGAGCGUCUUGACCGUGGCAGCAACGACCGCUUUGGCCGGCGGGACGACAGGAACCCGCUCACCAAGCGGAGCUUUAGUAGGGAGACUGAGGAGCACAGCAGAGAGAAGGAGCACCGCGGCCCUUCUGAUCCCAUACGCCGCGUUGCCAGCAUGACCGACGACCGGGGCACCAGAGACCGAGCUAGGAGCAAAGAGAAUGUGAAGAGGGAAGCUGCUGCAACACCUCCUGCCCAGACCAAACCUUCCUUGAGGGAAGACGAGCUGGAGAAGAAGGCCACAGCUAUCAUAGAGGAGUACCUACACAUCAACGACAUGAAGGAGGCGCUGCAGUGUGUAGUGGAGAUGAACAGCACCCGGCUGCUCUUUGUGUUUGUACGGAGCGGUCUGGAGUCUACUCUGGAGCGCAGCCCCAUCGCCAGAGAACGCACCGGCCUGCUACUGCACCAGCUGUACAAGGCAGGCACCCUGCCCACAGAGCAGUACUACAGAGGGCUUCAGGAGAUACUGGAGGUGGCGGAGGACAUGGCCAUAGACAUCCCCCACAUCUGGCUCUACCUGGCUGAGCUCAUCACACCUAUGCUCCAUGAAGGAGGCAUCCCCAUGGGACCGCUCUUCAAGGAGAUAUCCAAGCCCCUGGUUCCUCAGGGGACGGCUGGAGUUCUGCUGGCCCAGAUCCUCACCCUACUCUGCAGAGGAAUGAGCCAUAAAAAGGCAGGUGCCAUGUGGAGGGAGGCGGGGCUUAGCUGGAAAGACUUUCUGCCUGAGGACGAGGACGUCAACAAGUUUGUGACAGAAAAAAAUGUGGAGUUCACCCUGGGAGGAGGAGGAGGAGAUGAUGAGAAGAGCAGUAAGAAAAAGCUGAGCUCAGAGGAGCUGAACAAACAGCUGGAUAGACUCAUACAGGACAAGGCUGACAACCAGAGGCUCUGCGAUUGGGUCGAGGCUAACCUGGACGAGACACAGAUAUCCUCCAACGUGUUUGUCAGAGCAGUCAUGACAGCCAUCUGCCAGUCGGCCAUCCUGUGUGAGAACCCUUACAAGUUGGAUGCGAAGGUGAUCACCCGGAGGGCCAAGCUGCUCCACAAGUACCUGAAGGAUGAGCAGAAGGAGCUGCAGGCUCUCUACGCCUUGCAGGCCCUCAUGGUGGAGAUGGAGCAGCCUGCCAACCUGCUGCGGAUGUUCUUUGACACGCUGUACGAUGAAGAUGUGAUCAAAGAGGAGGCCUUCUACAAGUGGGAGUCCAGCAAGGACCCCGCUGAGAUGCAGGGCAAGGGUGUGGCCCUGAAGUCAGUCACUGCCUUCUUUACCUGGCUCCGUGAGGCCGAGGACGAGGAGUCUGACAACAGCUAGGACCUGUUCACCGGUGCCCCCUGGACUCUGGGAGGACUUGGAGAAAAGACAACAUGCUGUCGAUAAUUAUUCAGGAGCAUGGAGCUGUUAGAAUCAAUAAAAUCCUUCUGCAUUAAAAAAUUAAGUAAAAGCGAGGGAAAUAAUCAGCUGGGAGAUUCUACUACAUAUCGAAACAUGCAACCCUUUUAUUUUCUUUCUUUUGCGCUGCCGAAUGUCUUUGAACUAAAUUGAGAAACUAAUUGCGAGAGAAUAAUAAGCUUUACAACAAGCGGUAGGGAUGGCUGUUUACUUCAGGGUUUUGAGGUUUUAGCCCUUGUUUUAAAGGCGUCACGUUGCCGUAGCAACACUUCAUGAUGUUUAGCAAAACAAUAAAACAAAAUCCCCAACAGAUGACGAACUAAUAAAGGCUGUUCAUAUAUAUAUUUGAUUACGUCAUAUAUUGUGUUGAAUGAGGCAUGAUGGCCAUGUCAUAUGUAUGAUUCUAUAUGACUGUCAGCGAAUUAGCUCUUUUUGAUUGGAGUGUUUCUUUUAUAUAAAUAUAAAGAUAUAUAUAAAGAAAAGUGGACAUUCUGGAGCUCACGGUCUUUGGACGUUCCAGUCAGUCUUUGUGAGACUCCUUUGAAUGUCAUGUCUAUGGACUCUGGAAGGCCUGGGAUUGGUGAUGAGGGACUUGGGGGUGGGGGGGGUUGGACAAGGACAUUUUGCUGCUGGGGGUCACAAUGCUUCCUUAUGGCCAUGCCGGCCAACCCCCAUUUGUCCUCUUCUCCUAGACUGGGGGUUUGGAAAGGGAGAACGGCCUUGCAAGGAUAGGGAUUUUUAUAAAGAGAAAAUCAUAAUUUAAAACUUGAAAGGUGUGUAUAUAUAGAAAUCAACUUUAAAAAAUAAUUUCAAGAAGAUAAAGAAUGUUCACAGUACGUAUCCUAAGGCCUAGUGGAAAUGCAUUUCAGGAGUUUUGGUUUUUAUUUUUCAAAAAAGGAAGUGCUAUUGUCAAGCCAUGUAUUUUUUUUUCAGAAACUGGCAGUUCUAUGUAUUUAUAUUUUUCUCUGUUAGCAGAAGGUGCUUGUAAUUAUCCACCUGAAGUCAUUGAUUGCAACUUAAUUGAAUAUUUUGUAAAUACACUUUUGAUUUACUUUAUGAAGUAUUUAAUUAAGAAAAUGAAUGCAUCCUUUUCAUAUCCGAAACUGGAAAAGAUAAUAAAGACCAUUGCAAAUAAGAA